CGCAGAGAGAGAGAGAGAGAGAGAGACAAGAGAACCCACCACUCACCUUCUUCCUUCUCCCUCUCCGCCUCUCAACUUCCACCACUUUCAGACAAAAUAUUCCAUAAUAUAUCGGCCCGGCAGCUCCCCACCACUGUCGUUUCGCUCAGCUGCGACCUCCCCCCGCUCGAAGAUCCAAUACCCAUAAGCCCAAUCUCCAAGAAGAAGCUGAUUCCCGAAGAAGAGAAUCAUUCCGAUGGACUCGCCGGAAGAUGGGGUGAAACCGAUGCCCCUGGAGGCGGCUGAGAAGCUGAUCCUCCGGUGGGACUCGACCGCGUCCGAGGAUGCCCGUGAGAAGAUGAUCUUCGACUCCGACCGCGGCGAGAUCGACCGUUACCUCCUCGCCGUCGACGAAAUCCGGCGGUCCAUGUCCCGGGCGUCCCUCUCCGACGACGACCCCAGGGCCAGCUCCACGAUCCAGAUCGCCAUGGCCCGCCUCGAGGACGAGUUCCGCAACAUCCUCAUCACCCACACGAACCCCCUCGAGGAGGGCUCGCUCUCCGAGUCAACUCACUCCCACUCCGAGUCAACUCACCACUCCUCCGAGUCAACCCACUCCCAAGCCGAGUCCACCUCGGCGGCGGCUCGCACCUCCUCCUCGGAUCUCGAUCUGUACGGCGGCGAUGACGACCUCGGGAGGGAGGAGGCCGAGUCAAGCGCCCGCCGGAGCUGCAGCGGCGGCAGCAUCAGCUACCGAUCCACCAGCAGCAUCCGCGAGAUCGAUCUCGUACCCCCGGAAGCGAUCUCCGACCUCCGCAGCGUCGCCGACCGGAUGAUCUCGUCCGGCUACAUGAGGGAGUGCGUCCAGGUGUACGGGAGCGUCCGGAAGUCCGCCGUCGACGCCAACUUCCGGCGGCUCGGGGUGGAGAAGCUCAGCAUCGGGGACGUCCAGAGGCUGGAGUGGGACGCCCUGGAGGCCAAGAUCCGGCGGUGGAUCAGGGCGGCUAGGGUUUGCAUCAGGGUCCUCUUUGCGAGCGAGCGGCGGCUCUGCGAGCAGAUCUUCUCCGGCAUGGGGACGGCCACCGAGGACGCCUGCUUCAUGGAGACGAUCAAGGGCCCUGCGAUUCAGCUCUUCAACUUUGCCGAGGCCAUCAGCAUCAGCAGGCGGUCCCCCGAGAAGCUCUUCAAGAUCCUCGACCUCCACGACGCCCUCAUGGACCUCAUGCCUGACAUCGAUUCGGUCUUCCAGAUGAAAACGGCCGAGUCUAUUCGGGUCCAGGCAGCUGAGAUUCUCUCUCGGCUCGGAGAGGCUGCCCGCGGGAUCCUCUCGGAGUUUGAGAAUGCAGUUCUCCGGGAACCCUCCCGUGUCCCUGUACCGGGUGGGACAAUUCACCCGCUCACACGAUAUGUAAUGAACUACAUAAGCCUGAUUUCGGACUACAAGCAGACGAUGAAUGACCUGAUUGUGUCUAAGCCCUCCGCGGGAUCGAGGUAUUCUGGGGACCCCUCUAUCCCGGACAUGGAAUUCACCGAGUUCGAGGGGAAGACCCCGCUGGAGCUCCACUUGAUCUGGAUCAUCGUGAUCUUGCAGUUCAACUUAGAUGGGAAAUCAAAACACUAUAGGGAUACAUCGCUCGCCCACCUGUUUAUGAUGAACAAUGUCCACUAUAUAGUUCAGAAGGUUAAGGGGUCGCCCGAGCUCCGGGAGAUGAUCGGAGAUGACUACCUAAAGAAGCUGACAGGGAAGUUCCGCCAGGCAGCGACAAGCUAUCAGAGAGCCACCUGGGUUCGGGUCCUGUACUGCCUGAGGGAUGAGGGGUUGCACGUUAGUGGGGGCUUCUCAUCUGGGGUCUCGAAAAAUGCCCUGAGGGAGAGGUUCAAGGCCUUCAAUGCAAUGUUCGAGGAGGUUCAUCGUACCCAGGCGACAUGGUUAAUUCCUGACAAUCAGCUCCGGGAGGAGCUCAGGAUCUCAAUCUCGGAGAAGCUGAUUCCUGCAUACAGGUCGUUCCUGGGGCGGUUCAGAAGCCACAUAGAGAGCGGGAAGCAUCCCGAGAAUUAUAUUAAGUACACUGUCGAGGAUUUGGAGACUGCUGUCUUGGAUUUCUUUGAAGGGUACCCUGUGUCUCCGCACCUGAGGAGGAGAUCUCAGUGAGGAGAGCAGGAGUGGGAAAAGGAAGAAGGUGGAGAUUUUUGUUGGAACUUAGACUUCUAGGACACAUUCUUUGAAUUCUUUUAGUGGCAUUCAGGCUUGAGUGCGGGUGGCCAUAAUUUUUCGUUCGGGGUUCCGCCUUCGGUCUUUGGAAUUGAAAAUGAGGAAGCUUUCCCUGCAUUCGGAGAUAUACAAAGUGGGUGUUGAUGUGCGGACUGAGCUCCUUUUCAGAUUGCAUUUGCAUUUGGUGAUGUGGGUGCCAUUCUCUCGCAUAACUGUUGUCGGCAAUAAUUUUAUGUUGCCCACGACAAGGAAGAACCAUAACGACUGCAUCCGAGGAUAAGACCUGCAGAGGAUCUGUUUCUGGUGUUGGGGCUAUCGAGCAGGAGUUCUCUGCGGAAAUGGCCUACUCCACUCAGCUGAAUGCUUCUUUGAUGACAUGCAAUGCAUUGCUACUAGAGAGAGCCCUCUGCUACUGCAAUUGGAAUAGCUUGCAGUCUAGUGUAGUUGAAAGUUGAACGAAAAUAUGAACGAAGAAUCGAGGUUUUUGCAGAUAAUAAUAUUUACUUUUCGAUGACAAACGGCUUGUUACCGAGGGCUACUCAAAAGGUGGUCCCUUGUCCCCGAGCAUGCCUGCCAUCCGGACUCCUAUUCAUCAUAUUUAAACAGUUGUAAAGGGAAUGGCCAUUUGGAAGCGAACAUUGCAUUAUUAUGAAGAGUUGUUUUUCGUACAAAUCGACUUUGCAAGUGAUGUGAGUAACCUUGACGCACAAAGGCCAUUGAACUAUAUGUACUUUUCUUGUCUAUUGAGGUA
This is a messenger RNA of Punica granatum (pomegranate), 2942 nucleotides long. Lineage: Eukaryota; Viridiplantae; Streptophyta; Magnoliopsida; Myrtales; Lythraceae. The record is from RefSeq and is a predicted model, not a curated record.